Messenger RNA from Cercospora beticola, 1292 nucleotides. RefSeq lists its product as uncharacterized. Gene Ontology annotation, molecular function: mRNA binding. Gene Ontology annotation, biological process: positive regulation of DNA-templated transcription, elongation; mRNA export from nucleus. NCBI's taxonomy places the organism in Eukaryota, Fungi, Ascomycota, Dothideomycetes, Mycosphaerellales, Mycosphaerellaceae. The record is from RefSeq and is a predicted model, not a curated record. Gene Ontology annotation, cellular component: THO complex part of transcription export complex.
ACCCUUGCAACACCGCAUAGACACGCUCCCCAGAUGCAACCACCACCGACACUAUCUAUCAACACUCUUCCUCCACCUCGCCAUGGCCGCCACCGAAAUCAUCACCGACCCCGUUCUCGUCUCUGUCCUCGACGCCGCGAAGGAAGCGCGCAAGCAAUGCAACGACCUCCUCGACUUCAUCGAGCAGAAUGGCGCGUCCGCAUACGAAGAACCCAAACUGCUUGCAGAGCAGAAAGUCCUCAGCAGUCGCCUCGCCAUCCUCCGAGGCUUGAACCGUAAAGCAAUUCUCAGUGUCCGAAGCACCAAGCAAGAGACGACAGAAGCGCGGCAGGAAAUCGACGAGCUACAUCUCCAAUUGCAGAAUCUGUAUUAUGAACAACGACAUCUUCGAGGGGAGAUUCGCGGGUGCGAAGAGUAUAAUCACAAAUACGAACAACUCGGCAUGAUCCCCGUGGAAGACUUCCUGGCCGAGCAUCCUCAAUAUCACGAAUCGACAGACCACGAUCUUACUGUGGCGCGGAUAGAAGAUGAACAUGCUGCGAGGAAGGAGUUGGAAGCGAAGAGACUAGAGCUGGAGAAGAGGAAAGACGCGUUGAUGAAGAAGAAUGCGGCGGAGAAGGAGCAGCUGGCUACGUUGGAUGGUACGCUGGAGAAGUGGAUUACGGGUGGACAGGAGAAGGCUGGGAAAUUGUUCGAGGCGAGAGAGAAGAAAGGCGCCGAGGAAGGUGCGAAGUGAGAGAGGUAUUGAUCAUGGACAACUGCCUGGACAGUAUCGCGAAGACUAUGACGAAUGUCUGCAAGAUUCGUGCGACGAGUGAACUUCCAGUCCGACUUCUUCGAAGCCCGAACACUGGCGAUGGGCCGCGAGUCUCACGGACGAAAACGCGAUACCCAGCCAAAAUUCGACCUCAUCAGGACGACCUCACACGAAGAAUUGCGUUACAAGAACCAUGAGCUCUUGGCAAGUAUUCCCACGCUAUAGCUCGAUCCUGCAUCGGCCGCACUGCUCCACCGCUUGUGGCCAGAGUACACCACGACCGCCUCGCAAACGCGAAAGCUACCAGUCAGCUGAUCUUGCUGCAUAUUGGAAUCCGUUCAGGAAACCGGUGGAAGUUUCAGGCCUCCCAAACUAACAUCCAUGAGGCAUGGCAGCAUUUGGGCAUGCGUGAAUUCGCAGAGGAAGAACUGCAAGCUCGCAAGCUUGAUUGCAGAGGUUCGUAGGCUCCAAGCGUGUGUCUAUGAGAGGCUUGCGGCGAGAAUGUGGCAUCGAUGAAUGCUAUGCUGCACAAAUU